Molecule: messenger RNA, 331 nt
Organism: Racocetra fulgida
Lineage: Eukaryota; Fungi; Glomeromycota; Glomeromycetes; Diversisporales; Gigasporaceae
Source: the annotation of a GenBank genome assembly
AUGGCUCACGAAUUUUUCGACUACGAUUCAGGCGAUCAAUCUGAAUUCACAGAUAAAAACUUCAAUGACGCUAAUUUUAAUGAAGAGAACCCAAUUCCUGUAGUUUUAGUUGAAGGGUUCAUAGGCCCAAGCAAACCUUCUUAUUGGGGUCCAAUAAAAUCUUUUUUUUCUAAUUCUUAUGAAGAUCAACAUUAUAAUAAAGCUGGUAUAGACAAGAAUGAGAAGAAACUAUAUCCCAAGACUAGACGUUGCAUUUUCGUAACACCUGGUUGUGGAAGUUCUUUACACGACAGAGCUGUUGAGAUUUUUUAUCAAAUUAAAGGUGGAAAAG